GUCAUGUUGGCAAUUGGUGACAGAAGCGAGGCAGCCAAACAUGGCGAAAAUUCAAGUUUGUUUUUAUUCGUGAAUUUUUCGAGAUUAUCAAAAUCUAAACCAGAGCCAAACGGUUAUUUGCUUCUAAAUCUCUAACAUUUUCAUCAAAAUUGUUUCUCUCCGUGCUUGAAAUUUCGUUUCCACGAAAGGAGGCUGAGUGCAAGGUUCCAACAUUUUGAUGCAGUUGUGCCGUUCACAUAUACAAACGUCGGACGUCCGUGUUUUUUGCGUUGAGCCAACCCCACUGGCACUGGCAUCUCUAUUCUGCAAGGGAUGCUGUUCGCAGCGUGAUGGAAGGUGGCGACGAUCGGUCUGUUAGCAGCAACGGCGAAACCACGGACGCGCGCCCUCCACAGGAUGUGCCACCCACAAUAGCACAGGACGAGUCACAAGAAAAUGCUGGUGAGCAAUGCUCGGAAAGCGGAAGUAAAUUUUCGAUAAUGUGUCAACGAGAGAGAGAAUUCGUUGCUUCUUAUGUGGCCGGCCCACCUGUUUCCGUGGAGGAACACAAUGCCCCGGCCACAGAUGUGCCAGAGCCUCGUCCCGUGCGGAGGAGCUGCCGCAUGGCCGCUGCCCUCGUGAGGGCAAGCACGGCCGCCGCGGCCACUAAUAAUAAUAAUGAUCACGCCCCAAAGGAUCUCAAUUCAAGGCAUCUUUUUUCGCAGAAUCACAGCAAAAAGGUGAUAAAACAUGCUUUGCGUCAGCAAGCUAAGAGGCGGCGGAAAAACACAACCAUUGCGUCAGGCAACCCGAUUGCGCCCAUCCCGCGACUGGUGGUGAAGACCUCCUCAUUGGGAUGUCCGUCGCCGGCGUCACCUUCCUCGACGCCAAAGGCUUCAACCAUGCAGGAGGUUUUGGCCUCGAUUCCCGGCUUCAAUCUGAAACACCGCAAGAAGUCGGCGCGAAAGCUGUCGGCUGCCGCCCAACUGGAGCAGACCAAGGAGGGUUUGAUCGACCUGGAAACACCUGAUUCGAUAUUUGCCGUGCUGAAUUUGUCCAAAUUAUUGACUCAGGAGACACUGGCUCAGCUGCCUCUGCUGUAUCAGCAGAAGCUGCUUCAGCUGUUGCCGGAGGUCGACCGGCCGACCUCCGUAGGUGCUCUGAAGAAGGACUUUACUGGACUCAGUAAUGAGUUCUUCGCUAAGGCUUGUCUCGAGUGGCGCCGUCGACUGGCAGAAGGGAAAUUCAGCUCAGAAAAUCAGCAGAAGUUCAAGUUUGAAUCGGAGAAGAGACGGAAAAUUCUCGACCCAUGGAAGAGCAAGCAUUUUGAAGCCAUCUGGGGUGAGAGGACGGGAGAACCCUUGGAAGACAGCCCUCUUUGCCCUGUUCCAAGCACUUCGUCAGCAAACAAAGCGAGCUUCCCUCCUGCCCCUGUCUCUGUAACGCCAGUACCGAAGAGCAGUUCCCCUUGUAUUUCGCCAGUGGUGAUUGCACAAUCCUUAGCUGAAUCUCCGCCAGUGCCCGCCUCCACGCCUCCACCAGAAGAGCCAUCCUUGCCACAAAAACGCUUUGCAGAAGAGGUCGAGAGCGUGGCCAAGAAGCCCAAGUUGGACGACUCCUUGGAGGCUGAUUUUCAAAAUGCUCAAGAAUUGGUUCAAGAAUCAAGCUCUCCUGCUCGGCCGGAGAUUCCUGUAAUUCCUCCAGCGAUGGAAGAACAGGAACCUAAGGAAGAGGCUGUUCUCGAACUGCAGCAGCUUCCGCCAGAAGAGGGUUCCGUUUCUGAGCAACCCGAACGCGCCGCUAGCGUCGAAAAGCCCUCCUCUGUUGACUUUGAACUCAGUGAUGAAUGUAAAAUGGCCAAGCAAGAAAUCUUGUGCGCCGAGGAACCGAUUCCAGAGCUGCAGGCUCGUGUGGUGGAGGAAGUGGUAGAAGAGGCUGUGAUCGAAAAUCCAAUCAGUUCAAUUGUGGUGCCUUUGGAGCAGAACCGCCCGGAGGGUACUGUCAACUCUUCCAAUUUGUUCGAAAUGGCUCGACAGAUCUCAAAUGAUAAUGACGCUGACCACAAUCAAGUGAUAGAAGACGUUCUAAAGGCUGAAGAGGAAGGUGUUGUCAAGAGUUUGUCCACCAGCGAUGUUCACUCAGACCUCUUGCUGCAGGCUCAAUUUUGGUCCAUGGACCAGAGCUCAACCAAUUUGCUGGGCAAUCCUUCUGAAGAAAAUGUUGGAAACCCUGCCGACCGGGUUGACAAUGUCGAGUCUCUGGCGGGAGAGAUGGAUCUCGUCGUGGGCCAAAUUGUGAAGGACAUGGAAAUGCACCAGUCGCCGAUAAUCAUGCCUGACGAAGCCAAUGUCGAGAUUUCGCCUGUCGAGUGGCCGAUCUUCAGCACGAGCAACUCGGACCUGCAGCAAAACAUGCUGCCAACAAAUGUGCAGUCUCAAAUGAACAUGUUUGUGCCGCACAGCCAACCACAGAAGAUGGACGUCAUGCAAGACCAUUCCAAACUUGAGCUUGAUAUGAACUACGGCAGCCAGGCUGUCACUACCUCCGGGCCAAUGGUGUCGUCUGUUCCCGCUCCACCACCUUACAGUUCUGAGCCUAUGCAGCUACACCAGCUGCCAACAUCCCUGGCCCCAUCGCAGUCCAUUUUCUCCAACACGCAGAUGCAACUGCCGCAGCCGCAGGUGGCCGCCGCGCCAAUCAUGACGCCAAUCCCCCUGCCGCUGCCGCAGCAGCACUCCUUGCCAGUGAUGCAGCCCUUGCUGGGUCCCAACCUUCGAGCGCAGGUCAUCUCGGCCGUCCAGCCCCAACUGGUCAACUGCGUGGCAGCCGCCGCAGUCCGGCCGCCACCCCUGCAGGCCAACCUCGCGUCUAACAUGGCGCCCGGCAAGUCUUCCUCCCCAGGGCCGAUCAACAACAACAAUAACGGCGCCGCCUCUGCCGCCGCAGCCGCAGCAGCUGCUGCCGCCUUGGUGGGUCACAGUGUAAAAGCCCAUGUCAAAGCAAAGUCCCAGGGCGGACGAGGUUCUCGGUCGAGCAGCAAGUCGACGCCGCCUGGCGCCGUCAACCUGGAGCGUUCGUACCAGAUCUGCCAGGCGGUGAUCCAGAACAGUCCAAACCGGGAGCAGCUGCAGGGCCAGUUGAAGGUGCCGCCAUCGCUGGCCAACAAGCAGACGACCAUUCCGUCGCGGGCCAACCAAGCGGUGCAGCGGCCGCGGCCGCCGGCCAAACCCGCAAAGCUGCCGAUGCCGCCGCAGAACUCGAGCCGGAUGACCUCGAUCGUGCUUCGGCAGGUCAUCUCGCCGCAGGGGGUGCCAGUGACGAUGGCCGUGCUGCCACCUAACCAGGCGGCCGCCGUAGCCGCCCGUCGAAACUCGGCCAACGGCGCCCCGCGGCCCGUGGCCCUACCCCCACUGCAGGUGGUGGACAAAAACUCUGGCGCCGCCACUGCAGGAACGCAGUACAUUCUGGUGCAGCGGCCGCCCCUGCCCGCCCCCACCAGAGCCUCCAGCGCGCCCCCGGUGCCCCCCGUGGCCCUCCCCCAGGCGGCCAGUGGCCGGCCGGCCAGCACGGACCCCUCGGGACAGGAAAAGCUGCUCCUUGGCCGCAAAGGCCCCCCCGGUGGCGCUGGUGGUCAGGCCCCACAGUCGUGUGUGUGCAACUUGAAGGCAAUGAUCAUGUGCCAGAAGUGCGGCGCCUACUGCCACGACGACUGCAUCACGCCCAACACCAGACUCUGUGUCACCUGCCACAUUAGGUAGAAGCCAGCCAGAUUUAUUUAUUUUUCAUUUCACCCAGUCUGUGAUUGUUGUUUCUAUAGAAAUUGGAGCAAACCCUAUGCGAGAUUACUUCUGUCGCUCUCCCAAUUUUGCAGUGUUCCACAUUUACCAGCAUAUCAGUUUUUGUCAGACCUGUCUAAACUGGCCGUUUAAAAUAUAGUCUUUUCGUAUUUUUAAUUCGAUUGAUGAAGCAACCAGAGGAACUUUUUAUGUUAAAACAUUUUUCUGGCAGUCUAAUUUGCUCGUAAGACAUCAACUUAGCAUGAACUAUGCAAUUUUGAUACCUUGGAGGCACACUUAAAAUCGGUUUUUACUGCCAAAAACCGUUAAAAUCGGCCUGUAUCUUGUGUCAAAACUUAAAUUUAACUCUAAAUUGUUCACUUUUCUUGUGCAAUAAUUUCAUCUACGAGUGUGACUUAAUAAUUCAGCGGCUUUGAGUACUGGAGGAAAUAUCUUAAAAAAUUCAAAUAGCAAAAAUGAAACUUGAAAUUUUUAACAUAUUUUCAGAAAAAUCUCCACCCUAAUUUCUCAGAUAAGUCGUUUUUAAAAAAUACUUGUGUGUAUUUAAUAUACCCAACCCGAUAAAAAAAUAAAUGGCCAGUAUAUUGAGCUGGAUCUUAUGAAAACUAUUUUAGAAAAAAAUUAAAACCACUACAAAAGCCGUCACAUUUCUUCACGCGAUUUUCCCAGAACUCUUUUCUGUUGGAAAUUUUGGACAAAUCACGAACUUUGCAAUAUUAUGAAAUUUUUCGAUUUGUUUCAGAUCAGAUUCCAAAUUUUUUUUAUCAUUGAAAUCCGAUACGUUUCAAGAAACUACGGCAGUUUGAAAUUUCUGAAUGAAUUAUCGAAGGUCUGGAUGUAGUGAACCAUUACCAACGGGAUGUUGUAUUCCUUUGGCAAAUUUUUCAGCUUUUAAUGGUCUUGAAAAAUACCAUAAUUUUGUGACGCAAAUGAACAAGGUGUAAGAUUUUUGCAAAUUAACAACUUUCUUAAAUAUAUUUUUGUCGUGCAUUUCUAUUGGUCAUAUUCCGGGACAUAUUUAGUCAAUGUCUUAUUUCAAUCAUCAUCUUGAAAUUGACACAUUUUAUCAAUUCGUGCAAAUGCAAAUAUUUUGUUCAUUUUGGUAUAUCACAUUUAUUUUCAUUCGAUCAAAUUAACAAAAUUUAAUAUUUUGGCGUGAUUUCCAAAACAAAUUUUGCUAAUUUCAAACUGGAGGUAUCUGUAACAUUUUGCCGAGUUUCUUGGCGGUAUGGGUCAUUGAAUUAAGUUCUGUUGAUUUAAUUAAUAUUCUGGUCCUUUACUUUUUCGUCUUUAGUUUGACAUCUAAAUAAGAUUUUUUGGUUUAACCGGUUGAACGCGUUUUAUUUUAUUGUUUGUGUUCAUUUUGAUAUUAUUUCAAUCUGAUUCUGAGUUUAGCACAGUUUAAUGUUUGCUCACAAUUUAAAAAAGAAAACUGGUCUAUUUUUAUAUCAAGCUUAUGUUCUGGUACUUGGUGUUGGUAAAUACUGGCGAACACUGCAAUUUUGUUUUCCGCAAUUGAAAUGUGCAACUUGUGCCAGUAAUUGAAUUCGUUGUUGAUUUUUCUGCCAUUAUCUGUUUUGAUUCUACUUAACUAAGGCUUAUAUUUUACCAUGACUCUUGGGAAUUGUACCGGUUUCACCUACUUGUUUUGACCAUGAAAUGAGCUUUGCCAGUUGUUUUAAAUUGAUUUGACGCAUUUUGUCGAGAAUUUAGGUUGGUGAAUGUUUUGGUUAUUUGCUUAGCAAUUGACGCUACCUCACAUUCGGGAGCCAUCUUCAAUUUUCCUUGUUACUCUACUUACGGACGCAGGCGUAUUUCGCCUCACCACAACUCUGAAGGAAAGACUGAUGGUGUGCUUGUUUCAUUCUAUUACUCGCCUCCAGAUCAAAAUAAUCACAAAAGUUUAUUUAGUUUUCAGAUUUAAUGUGAUGUAAAUGUUUUGUCAAAUGCACACACGCACAGUAUGUUUGAUGUCAUGACGUGCGUCUCGUGGAAAGGACAGGUUGCUGUUGUUGUGAUUCAUCAAAUGUGUAGAAUGUUGCUUUUCGGUAACUGUGCAAAUGGCAUCUAUUUUCUUAAAGAAAACGUGCGCUCGUUUUGCCAGCCGGCGCGGAGUGUGAAGAUUGUUUAUAUCGGGGCACAACUCUAUAAUUUAAUCUCAUUAUAAGGCUCUGUAUAUUCACAACACCAUUGGACGCAAAUUUAAGCGAAAUUACUAGAUGAUAAAAUAAAAAAAGCAAAUCUCAUGAAAUAAUAAUUUCAA
This is a messenger RNA of Cloeon dipterum, 6039 nucleotides long. RefSeq names its product Additional sex combs (gene Asx). Gene Ontology annotation, molecular function: DNA binding; chromatin binding. Lineage: Eukaryota; Metazoa; Arthropoda; Insecta; Ephemeroptera; Baetidae. The record is from RefSeq and is a predicted model, not a curated record. Gene Ontology annotation, cellular component: PR-DUB complex. Gene Ontology annotation, biological process: animal organ morphogenesis; positive regulation of transcription by RNA polymerase II. The transcript is spliced from 10 exons. The coding region runs from base 330 to 3737 and encodes 1135 amino acids.